UCCCUUAGACCGGUCUAUUUUUUUCCCUUUACACCACGAAUUCUGACCUUGAAGCCGGAACAUCAUCUCUGAACAUGGCACUCCGUCAAGCCGUUAAAUCGUCAAAUCUUAUUCGGUUCCUGCCACAGUAUGCCUCAGCUGUAAAUGUGAAGCAAAGUUCAACAUGGGGUAGUGUAGAAAUGGGACCACCAGAUGCUAUCUUAGGUUUAACAGAGGCUUUCAAGAAAGAUACAAAUCCCAAAAAAGUUAGCCUUGGAGCAGGUGCUUACAGAGAUGACAAUGGAAAACCAUUUAUUUUACAAUGUGUUAAAACAGCAGAGAAACAAAUGAUGGAAGAGAAUGUUGAUCAUGAGUAUGCACCAAUUAGUGGUCCUCCAUCCUUCUGUAAAGCAUCUGCUGAAUUAGCAUUUGGUGCUGACAGCUCAGUCAUCAAAGAUGGUCGUAAUGUUACAGUUCAGGGUAUUUCUGGAACAGGAUCUUUAAGACUUGGCGGUGCCUUUUUUUCAAAAUUCUACGCAAAAAGUAAAGUAUUUUAUACACCAACACCAACUUGGGGAAACCAUAUUCCCAUCUUCAAACAUGCUGGUUUGGAUAUCCAGUCCUACAGAUAUUAUGAUCCUAAAACUUGUGGGUUUGAUUUUAAUGGAGCAUUAGAAGAUAUUUCAAAAAUUCCUGAGGGUGGUGUAGUUGUUCUUCACGCUUGUGCUCAUAACCCCACUGGUGUAGACCCAAAGCCAGAACAAUGGAAGGAAAUCAGCAGUGUUAUGAAGCAGAAAAAGUUAUAUCCUUUCUUUGACAUGGCUUACCAAGGGUUUGCCAGUGGGGAUAUUAACAAAGAUGCCUUUGCAGUCAGACAUUUUCUGGCUGAUGGACAUGAAAUAGCUCUCUGUCAGUCAUAUGCCAAAAAUAUGGGACUAUAUGGUGAGAGAGCUGGUGCUUUUACAGUUGUUUGUUCUUCAAAAGAGGAGGCAGAUAGAAUAACGUCACAAAUAAAAAUCCUCAUCAGAGCUAUGUAUUCAAGUCCUCCCAUUCAUGGAGCAAGGAUUGUAGACAGAGUACUCAAUUCCCCAGAACUCAGAAAUAUGUGGUUAGGAGAAGUGAAAGGAAUGGCUGAUCGUAUUAUCUCUAUGAGACAGAAAUUGAAAGAUGGACUAGCCCGUGAAGGAUCAAGUCAUAACUGGCAACAUAUUACUGAUCAGAUCGGAAUGUUCUGUUUUACUGGUUUGAAACCUGAGCAGGUGGACAGACUUAUUAAUGAAUUCCAUAUUUACCUGACAAAAGAUGGCAGAAUUUCAGUCGCAGGUGUAACAUCAGGGAAUGUUGACUAUGUAGCUAAUGCCAUGCAUCAAGUUUCCAAAUGAAAAUAAGACAUAGAAUAGUUACAGUAUUUUGCUGUCAUCAUAUUGUAGAAUCCAGAAUGUGAAAAUAUUCCUUGCAAAUCUUUUAGCAAGAAAACUGCUUCUGCUAUGACAUGUAUUUUAAAGUUACUAACAAUAUGCCUAUAGUAUUUUUAAGAACUGUUAAUAAAAUUAAAGUUUAUUUUGUGUUGGGGAAACAAUUAAAAUUUAAGCUUAAAUAUGUUUUGAUAUUAGAAUAAUGUUAAAAUACUUGCAUCAAAGUGUUCAGUAGCAAAAUAUUUUCUAUGUAUAUUUUAAAUAUUUAUUUUAUUUUCAGUAUGAACAUCCAUACUUAUUUGAUUUUAUGAUCAGUUUUCUCCUAUUUAAGUUAUGUUGUUCUUAAUACUUUUCAUUUAUAGUGUAGUGACUAAGAAAUAUAUUGUAACGGUAUGUUGACAAGAUGUCUUUUCAUAAAUCCACCAAUUUUCUUUUACUUUUUGGUCAGUACUGUUCCCAAGUAUUUAGAAUAUAAGCCCUAGAUUUAUAGUUACAGGAUUAUUUUAUAUAUCAGUACAAAGUUCAAAACCACAGCAGUUUACAUUGCAUAAUGUCUUGUUAAGUUUGUUUAUGAUCUGUUCACAAGAAAUUUUUAUUUGGUAGUAACAAAUUAUUGUGUAUAUUUUAUUACUCGCCAUACGAAAUUUUAAUUUUGGUUUGGUGUAAUAAAUUGUGAUAUCUUC
Mytilus californianus (California mussel) is the source of this 2077-nucleotide messenger RNA. RefSeq names its product aspartate aminotransferase, mitochondrial-like. Gene Ontology annotation, molecular function: pyridoxal phosphate binding; L-aspartate:2-oxoglutarate transaminase activity. Gene Ontology annotation, cellular component: mitochondrion. Lineage: Eukaryota; Metazoa; Mollusca; Bivalvia; Mytilida; Mytilidae. Gene Ontology annotation, biological process: biosynthetic process; L-aspartate catabolic process. The transcript has 11 exons. The coding region runs from base 75 to 1361 and encodes 428 amino acids. The record is from RefSeq and is a predicted model, not a curated record.